CAUACAAGCACUGCCACAUGAGCAUUCAACAUCAUUCCCUGGUCCAUUUCGGCAUCCUCCGUCAUCAAGAAAUCUUUCGAACCUUCAAAACACACAGUCUUUUCCAUUUUCUGACGUCAUCCUUGUAGACGUGACUCCAUGUCGAGCACAGUCGAAGCCCAGCGGCCUUCACCCAUUUGCAAAUUGUAUUUCGCUUACAUUUCUCGGCGCUGUAAGAUAUGGCUAGAGCACGAAGCACAAGUGAUUCGCUGGCGUCCCUUAGUGAUGCGUGUCAAGGUUACUCGGCAUUGUCUUCUCCAACAGGACCGACGAGGUGCUUUCGGGCUGGAAGGCGGCUGCCCGGCUCGAGGAGGAUGCGCGUCGCCUGGCCAAAUUGGGGCAACGUCAGGACCACGGAACCCCUACCAUUGGGCAUACGCUCAGCUACAACUCGCUCGCCUGUGUGCAGUCGCUCAGCCAGUCAUACCUGAUAGCAAUCAUGUGCGACAACAAUCUCUGCAGCGAAUUCAUGCACAACUUGUCACAGCACCUCAUGCCGCUGGACGACAUGACAAGAUGUGUUGGCGGCGUUGCCCGCCUGCGCCUCCCCGUGCGCUUUCGCCUCUGCACUUCCAUCUGCGCCUCAGGACCCGGUGGCACUGUGCGCAAAAAGCGAGUCAACCGAAUCAUAUAACCUACCACCGUGCUGAACAGCCUUGAUGACUCAGUUGAACAUCGACUCGUUGUAAUUGCCUAGCAGCACGAAACGCAUGCCGGCGAACAAAGGGGGUGGAGUAGGCGAAUGCUGCAGCGUCGCCGAACUAUUGCUUUUAGCGGAUGAAAUUUGA
Messenger RNA from Tilletiaria anomala UBC 951, 827 nucleotides. RefSeq lists its product as uncharacterized. NCBI's taxonomy places the organism in Eukaryota, Fungi, Basidiomycota, Exobasidiomycetes, Georgefischeriales, Tilletiariaceae. The transcript has a single exon. The coding region runs from base 139 to 699 and encodes 186 amino acids. The record is from RefSeq and is a predicted model, not a curated record.